AAGAAAAUCAAAAUACAUUAAAGCCAAAAGAUUUUUUGAUGAGAUAGUACCUUACUAAAAAACAAAACUUUAUCAAAAAAUCAAAUAUAGAAAAAGUGUUACUGUAUUCUUUAUUAUUCUUUCUGGAUUUGCUUAGGCAGAAAAACAAAAAAAAACACAUCAAUCUACUCUUUCUGUUCUGCUCUUGUUUCUUUCACACAACAACACUGGUUGUUGCAGUGGGACACCCCAUUAUUAAAAAUCGAAAAUUUAUAGUUUUUUUUUCUCUUUGUUCUCAUUCUUCACAUCCUUGUCCAAUCUUUGCCGUCGUAAAAGUUGAAUUUUUCAAACAAACAGUGAGUGGUUGAUGAUGCCGGAGAAGGAGCAAGUGGUUGUUGAUUCAGAGAUGAAGAAGAGAUACAUGAAUGGUGAAACCUGGAAAUUUGAGGAUGACAUUGACAACAACAAUAAUAACAUGUCUGUUUCUGUCUCAGAUGGUGUUUUGUUGGGUAUAGAUGGUGGAACAACCUCAACUGUCUGCAUUUGUAUGCCUAUGAUUAUUCCUUUUUCUCAUUCUCAGCUUCAAUCUCUUCCUAUUCUUUCAAGGGCUGUUGCUGGUUGCUCUAAUCAUAAUAGUAUUGGAGAAAUUGCUGCAAAGGAAACAUUAGAGCAAGUUAUGGCAGACGCGCUUUCGAAAUGUGGUUCAAAAAGAUCUUCGGUCCGAGCUGUUUGUUUGGCUGUAUCUGGUGUUAACCAUCCAACAGAUCAACAAAGAAUUCUCAAUUGGCUUAGGGAUAUAUUUCCAAGUGAUGUGAGGUUAUAUGUUCAGAAUGAUGCUGUUGCUGCUCUUGCAAGUGGAACUAUCGGUAAACUUCAUGGAUGUGUAUUAAUUGCUGGCACGGGAAGCAUUGCAUAUGGAUUUACUGAAGAUGGAAAAGAAGCAAGGGCUGCAGGUGCAGGACCUGUCUUAGGUGACUGGGGCAGUGGAUAUGGAAUAUCUGCGCAGGCAUUAACUGCGGUAAUAAGAGCGCAUGAUGGUCGCGGUCCAAGUACAAUGCUGACAAGUAGUAUUUUGCAAGCACUAGGUCUUUCUUCUGCAGAAGAAUUGAUUGGGUGGACCUACGCAGAUCCAUCUUGGGCUCGCAUUGCAGCUCUCGUUCCAGUUGUAGUAUCCUGUGCAGAGGCCGCGGAUGAGGUUGCAAACAAGAUCUUGCUAGAAUCGGCGCAAGAACUGGCUUCAAGUGUUAAAGCUGUUGUAGGCAGACUUGGAUUGUGCGGUCAAGAUGGAAAGGGUGCUUUUCCGCUUGUCCUGGUUGGUGGUGUUCUUGAAGCAAAUACAAGGUGGGAUGUAGGGAAAGAAGUAAUAAAAUGCAUUUCCAAAUAUUUUCCUGGGGUGCUUCCUAUUAGACCUAAGGUAGAACCUGCUGUUGGGGCAGCAUGGUUAGCUUGGAAUUUUUUCAUGAAAGAAUAUAACAAGGAAUUAUGCAGCUGUUGACGAUUGAUGGAUUGGUGUAAAAGAGAACAAAAUUGAAAAAAAAGAAAGAAAAAGGAAGUGACAACUCAAAUUCUUGGCUGUAAAGUUAAAUUGAUAUGCCAUAUAGUUUUUAUGUACAUCCAAAAUUUUAUUUUUUAUUAGCAAAUGGCACAUUGGUAGGAUUUAUUUCCUCCCUGUCCUUGCUAAGUGAGGCACAGUUUCUCCAAUUAUCUUUUGAUCAUACCUAAAACCUUUGUGUAAAUUACUAUAGGUGUAAUCAUAAGAAAGAGUUGUCUUUAUAGGAAUUUAUAUUUACAUUUUA
This is a messenger RNA of Trifolium pratense (red clover), 1775 nucleotides long. Its product is annotated as N-acetyl-D-glucosamine kinase. The record is from RefSeq and is a predicted model, not a curated record. The transcript has 7 exons. Lineage: Eukaryota; Viridiplantae; Streptophyta; Magnoliopsida; Fabales; Fabaceae. The coding region runs from base 347 to 1474 and encodes 375 amino acids.